Messenger RNA from Sordaria macrospora k-hell, 723 nucleotides. RefSeq lists its product as uncharacterized. The record is from RefSeq and is a predicted model, not a curated record. Lineage: Eukaryota; Fungi; Ascomycota; Sordariomycetes; Sordariales; Sordariaceae.
AUGGCGGACACCAAGUCCUCCCUCAAGCCCAUCAAGCUCUACGGCCACACCGGCCCCAACCCACCCAAAGUGUGCAUGCUCCUGACGGAGCUCGGUCUCCCCUUCGACCUCGACAUGAUCCAAGUCCAAGAAGCCAAGCGUCCCGAUUUCGUCGCCAACAUCAACCCCAACGGCCGUCUCCCCGCCAUCGUUGACCCCAACACCGGCCUCACCCUCUGGGAAUCCGGCGCCAUCCUCGAAUACCUGACCGAGACCUACGACAAGUCUCACAAGCUCUCCUUCCCCGCGGGUUCCACAGACUUCUACCACGCCCGCCAAUGGCUCUACUUCCAGACCACGGGCCAGGGGCCGUACUUCGGGCAGGCGGUCUGGUUCAAGAAGUACCACUCUGAGCCGUUGCCCAGCGCGGUGGAGCGUUAUGUGAAGGAGGUUAAUCGGGUUACGAGCGUGAUUGAGGGUCAUUUGCAGAAACAAAAAGAGAAGUAUGGAACGGAGGAGCCCUGGUUCGUGGGGAAUAAGUACAGUUAUGUCGAUAUCGCGUUCGUGCCCUGGCAGCAUGGUAUGUAUCUCAUUUUGAGCAGGGAGGAGUAUGAUGAGACUAAGUACCCGCUUGUGCAUGGCUGGUUGGAACGGCUGAGGGCGAAGGAAAAUAUUAAGGAGGCGUUGGAUGUUAUGUUUACUGGACGGCCUAAGAAGGAGGAUGGGGAGGAGAAGAAGGAGUAA